UGUACAAGUGUUUACAAAAGUCAACAAAAGUCAGUAAAUUCCCGGAAGUCAAAACUUUGUUUGUAAACUCCUUAUGCAUAAACCAAAACAUUCAAAUUGGCCGAACGGAUACAUGACAUGAAUAAUCAUUACUGCAAUAUGGUGACAUGUCCGCAUAUUAAGCAAUAAUUAGCCACUAACUAAUUGGGCAUUUAAUUUAUCUGCAUUUUCUUCCCCAUAAUCUUAAUUAAGAUGGAGUGCCUACAUUUGCCCAUCUUUCUCCUCUUGAUCAUUACACAUCUCGCUGUAGGACAAUUUGGAGGACCUCCGAGUUAUUAUGCCGAUUACGCCGAUUAUGCCGAUUAUGGACCUGACGACGACAACUACUACAUCAUGCCGCUAGAUCUAGAUGAGGAACCCAUUGCCACUGUUCGACCUCCUGUAACGGAUAAGCCACCAGUGGCCACUGUUAGACCCCCAACAAAUAAUACAGACGGAGACGAUGACGACGACUUUGACGUGGCCGAGCUUGGCCAUCACCUGAUGAGCGCGGGUUUCGCGGCCUACAAUAAAGGACCCGUUUCGAUAUAUCAACUUAUCAAGAAAUACUUGCGAGAGAGCACGGGCGCUGCGAGAUGGCAUCUUAUCAGAUUGUUGAGUAUAAUGGAUGGCGAUGAAGAUUACUAUAUUUCGAAUGAAGAGUUCACCCAUCAGUUCGGCCCGGCCGCGAUUUCUCCGGAAGAAGCGAUUCGAAUAAUCUUCCAGCUUUACGAUCUGGACGGAAAUCAUGGAAUUACAAAGUACGAGUGGGCCCAGGUAUUAAUGCUUUCUUCCGAAAGCGACAUUCCGAUGUUGGACAUCUGGACCCAAACAAGUCAAGAAUUCCAUAAUCGCGACUAUGACGAAGACGGCAUCAUAGGAUUGGACGAAUUCAUACAGUUAGAAUUGUACGAAAUUUCGUAUGCUCUUGGGAAUGAAAUUACACAAAUGGCAGAACAGUAGUGUGGAUAAAAAAUAUUGAGAUUUAAUAAAAUCUGUUAAAAUUGUUGGAACUUUUAAAGUGGAUGCAAUUACACAGCUCAUCCUCAGACUAAUAAUAAUGUCUAAACGAUCAAUACACAUGUAAAAGACCAACGAACUGAACCGCUUCAAAAUAAAUAUAAAUUUUUUGGUUUUUCCAAUAACAAAAGCAAAAGAAGUCCGGUUUUCAAUGGUCUAAAGUCGACGUCCCAAGAACACAAGGACAAGAACGAAAGACGUGUCCGGCGUCACAGGAGAAAGUUACGAUUUUCUUAAACUUGAGGAGCUUUCUCCUCAUGUAAUCUUUUAAUUUCAAACAACUUAUUAUUCACCAGAAAAUAAAUCCCCCUUUUGCAACGUA
Molecule: messenger RNA, 1360 nt
Organism: Folsomia candida
Lineage: Eukaryota; Metazoa; Arthropoda; Collembola; Entomobryomorpha; Isotomidae
Exons: 6
Coding region: 232-981 (249 amino acids)
Molecular function (GO): calcium ion binding
Source: RefSeq, a predicted model, not a curated record